Molecule: messenger RNA, 798 nt
Organism: Blastocystis hominis
Lineage: Eukaryota; Bigyra; Opalinata; Blastocystidae
Exons: 2
Coding region: 1-798 (265 amino acids)
Biological process (GO): intracellular signal transduction; protein phosphorylation
Cellular component (GO): cytoplasm; nucleus
Molecular function (GO): protein serine/threonine kinase activity; ATP binding
Source: RefSeq, a predicted model, not a curated record
AUGAUGUUUAAGGAGCAGACUAUGAUGUAUCUUAAUCAUCCAAACAUUGUAUCAAUAAAGGAAGUCAUUUCGAAGAAUGGACGCAUUUACAUUGUGAUGGAGCAAAUGGGCAACAAUUUAUGUACUUGUAUUGAACGAUUCAAGCAUCUACUAUCUGAAGACCAAGUGCGAAAUAUUCUGUUUAUCUUUGUUCAACCUGAUCACUAUAGGUUUCAGAUUCUGCAAGGCGUUGCUUAUCUCCACAGCCACAACAUUUUUCAUCGUGAUAUUAAACCUGAAAAUCUUCUCUUAAAAGGAGAUGUGAUCAAAAUCGCAGACUUCGGUCUUGCUCGUGAGAUGGAUAGUCGUCCGCCUUACACCGACUAUAUAGCUACACGAUGGUAUUUCUAUGUCUCUGCAUUACUCAGAUCUAGGUAUCGUGCCCCCGAAAUUCUAUUACGUUCAGAUCAUUACAACCAAGCCGUAGAUUUAUGGGCCGUUGGAUGCAUCAUGGCGGAAAUCAUCACGUGCAGUCCUCUGUUUCCUGGAAAGAGCGAAGAGGACCAGAUCUAUAAGAUCUGCACUGUUCUUGGAACGCCGACGAAAGAAAUAUGGGAAGAAGGAAUUGUUUUAGCGAAUCGGCUUCAUUUCCAAUUUCCUCAGUUCAAACCUCUAAAUCUAAAGUCUUACUUUCCUCACGCGAGUCAGAAGGCAGUCGAUUUGAUUUCUGCUCUUCUCUCAUGGAACCCUCUAUCUAGACCUUCAGCUGUGGAAGCGUUACAGUUUCCUUUUUUUGUUGACGCCUAUUCUCCUUUCUGA